CCCUGGUGACCACCUCUCUUUACCAUAACAACAGCAUCUCCCCCCGCGUCACCGCCGCUCUGGCGGGAGGGGGACGGGGACGGGGGGACGGGCGGUCGUGUGGACCAAUACCGGGAGCGGACUGAGCAUGUCUCCUCUCGGAUAGCCAAUGACGUGGGUCGGUGGGCGGUUCUUUGUCUGUGUUCUGAUUGAAGCAGAGCGGUUUGUAUUAGCUGGAGGAACAGGGGAUCAGGAAGAGGUAAAUAUCCCUGAUGCUCUGGGAGGAUGCGUGUAGUGCUGGAGUGCCGCUGAGCAGCGCUGCAUGUGCUCUGAUCAUCUCCUCUCCAGACGGCGCUUCAUCGUCUCCGGGACCGCGGACAUCGUCUCCCCCCGAGCGGCGCUGUGUGAGCGGGGAUGCAGCAGACAGACUGCGCAGAGAUGCCUCCGUCCAACGUGACGAAACAGGGCGUCUGAUCUUCCCUCCAACGCCUCUUUGUUUUUAUCGUGCGGCCGUGGAUCUACCGGCGGUGCGGUGUCUCGGAUGGGCCUCCGGGAACCCGGGCGCCUCGGUGUGUGUGUGUGAAGAACGAAUAAAAUACAUCGUUUUUAUCGUCGGUGAGAGUGUGAGGAGUCCCUGGUCGCGGGGGAGGCUUCCAGUCCAGAUGAGAGGCAAACAGUAUAAUCAACAGCUGAAGUUGACGGCGCCCUGGGAGAAGGAUGCUGGCUACGGCAGGAAGCUCAAGACGUACCGCAACCACACCAAGAUCAUAGCCCAGCCCGGCAUCGUCAUGAAGGUGCUCCGGCGGAAGCGCAUCGUGCUGUUCAUGGCCUACUUCCUGCUGCUGGUGCUGACCAUGCUGAACCUGGCCAACUACAAGUGGACCAAGGAGCCGCAGCAGUGCAACCACCAGAUGAGGAGCACGUCCUACCAGAGCCGCUCCGACAUCCGCUUCCUCUACCGGCCCUCGCUGGCCAAGAAGCGGCAGUUGGUGUACGUGCUGACCACCUGGAGGUCCGGCUCCUCCUUCUUCGGCGAGCUCUUCAACCAGAACCCCCACGUCUUCUUCCUGUACGAGCCCAUGUGGCACAUCUGGCAGAAGCUGUACCCGGGGGACGCGGUGUCGCUGCAGGGCGCCGCGCGGGACAUGCUGAGCUCGCUGUACCGCUGUGACCUCUCGGUGUUCCAGCUCUACAACAGCCCCGGGGGCAAGAACUUCACGUCGCUGGGGCUGUUCGGGGCCACGCUCAACAAGGUGGUGUGCUCCUACCCGCUGUGCUCGGCCUACCGCAAGGAGGCGGUGGGCAUGGUGGACGACAAGCUGUGCAAGAAGUGCCCGCCGCAGAGCCUGCGCCUGCUGGAGGAGGAGUGCCUGAAGUACGGCACCGUCGUCAUCAAGGGCGUCCGCAUCCUGGACGUCAACGUGCUGGCGCCGCUGAUGGAGGACCCCUCGCUGGACCUCAAGGUGAUCCACCUGGUGCGGGACCCCCGCGCCGUGGCCAACUCCCGGAUCAAGUCCCGCCACGGGCUGAUCCGGGAGAACCUGCAGGUGGUGCGCAGCCGGGACCCCAAGCUGCGCCGGGUCCCCUUCGUGGACCCGGGCCACAAGGCCAACAAGAAGGACGGCUCGGACUACCACUCCAUCGGCGCCAUGGAGGUGAUCUGCGAUCGCACCUCGCGGACGCUGCGCUCCGCCCUGGCGGCCCCGCCGUGGCUCAAGGGGCGGUACAUGGCGGUGCGCUACGAGGACCUCGUGGAGGACCCGGUGAAGACCCUGCGGAGCGUCUACGGCUUCGCCAACCUCACGGCCAACCGCGACAUCGAGCAGUUCGCCCUGAACAUGACGAGCGGGCCCAGCUCCUCGUCCAAGCCCUUCAUCGUGUCGUCGCGGAACGCCACGCAGGCGGCGAGCGCCUGGAGGACGGUGCUGAGCAUCCAGCAGAUCAAGCAGGUGGAGGACUACUGCCACCACGCCAUGGCCGUGCUGGGCUACGACCGCGUGCGCACGGCCGGCGAGGCCAAGGACCUGAGCCGCUCGCUGCUCAGCCCCUCCAAGCUGUGA
Gadus chalcogrammus (walleye pollock) is the source of this 2039-nucleotide messenger RNA. It is a transcript of the gene chst2b, whose product is annotated as carbohydrate (N-acetylglucosamine-6-O) sulfotransferase 2b. Gene Ontology annotation, biological process: N-acetylglucosamine metabolic process; carbohydrate metabolic process; sulfur compound metabolic process. The transcript has 2 exons. Gene Ontology annotation, cellular component: Golgi membrane. Gene Ontology annotation, molecular function: N-acetylglucosamine 6-O-sulfotransferase activity. Bases 252 to 2039 code for a protein of 595 amino acids. Lineage: Eukaryota; Metazoa; Chordata; Actinopteri; Gadiformes; Gadidae. The record is from RefSeq and is a predicted model, not a curated record.